This is a messenger RNA of Trichechus manatus latirostris (Florida manatee), 1026 nucleotides long. Its product is annotated as olfactory receptor 51F1. The record is from RefSeq and is a predicted model, not a curated record. The transcript has 2 exons. Gene Ontology annotation, molecular function: G protein-coupled receptor activity; olfactory receptor activity. NCBI's taxonomy places the organism in Eukaryota, Metazoa, Chordata, Mammalia, Sirenia, Trichechidae. Gene Ontology annotation, biological process: G protein-coupled receptor signaling pathway. The coding region runs from base 16 to 1026 and encodes 336 amino acids. Gene Ontology annotation, cellular component: plasma membrane.
CCACUCCAGGACAACAUGGAGAUCCUAAGCAACUUGACAUCUCAAUUUCCAAUCUUCUCACUCACUGGUAUUCCUGGCCUAGAGUCUGUCCAUUCCUGGCUCUCCAUUCCAUUCUGUUGUCUCUUUGCCGUUGCCUUGUCUGGGAACAGCAUGAUCCUGUUUGUCAUCCUCACCCAGCAGAGUCUCCAUGAGCCUGUGUACUAUUUCCUCUCCAUGCUGUCAGCUACUGAGUUGGGUUUGACUGUUUCUACAAUGUCAACAACGGUAGGUGUCCUAUGGUUUAAUGCAAGUAAAAUCAGUUUGGAUACCUGCAUCAUCCAGAUGUUUUUUCUUCAUGGAUUCACCUUCGUGGAAUCUGGGGUGCUUGUGGCUAUGACUUUUGACCAUUACGUGGCAAUUUGUAACCCUCUGAGGUACACAACCAUCCUCACUAAUUCCAGAAUCAUUCAGAUGGGCCUCUUGAUGAUUAUACGUACUGUAGUAAUAGUAGUACCACUACUCUUGCUUCUCAAGGAUCUCUCUUUCUGUAGAGCUAAUGCCCUUUCCCACUCCUAUUGUUAUCAUCCAGACGUGAUUAAAUUAGCAUGUUCAGACACUUGGGCCAACAGCAUCUGUGGAUUAAUUGGUCUCAUCCUGACCACAGGAAUAGAUACAUCAUGCAUUGUCUUGUCUUAUAUCCUAAUUAUUUGUUCUAUUUUGAGUAUUGCCUCCCCUGAAGAGAGGCACAAGGUCUUUAGCACUUUUGUCUCCCACAUCAGAGCAGUUGCUAUUUUCUGCAUCCCCAUGGUAAGCCUGUCCUUGAUGGAUCACUAUGGUCGGUCAGCCCCCAGAGUGGUCCAUUCAGUGAUGGCCAAUAUAUACCUGGUUCUGCCCCCUGAGCUCAACCCCAUCAUCUACAGUGUCAAAACCAAACAAAUUCACAAGGCUAUACUUCAAAUACUCUGUCAAAAGCACUCUAGGAGAAAUGAAUAUUAUAAGAUCAGAAGUCAGAGCAAGAACUAUAGUAAUCUAUAUUCCAUGUCUUGA